Galeopterus variegatus (Sunda flying lemur) is the source of this 349-nucleotide messenger RNA. RefSeq names its product mucin-16-like. The transcript is spliced from 2 exons. The record is from RefSeq and is a predicted model, not a curated record. The annotation marks the transcript as partial. NCBI's taxonomy places the organism in Eukaryota, Metazoa, Chordata, Mammalia, Dermoptera, Cynocephalidae.
AUGGACAGCACUUCUGAUAAGAUACUGGCCACUUCUAAAGAUACUACAGAUACACAGGAAGUUAAUCCUUCCACGAACACAACAGUGACCAGUGUGGGGACCACCAGUUCUGAACAUGAAUUACAUUCGUCUGUCUCAGCUAAUUCACUGCCUUCCAAUGCUACAUCUGCAGUGGUUACUACUUCCACCGUAGUGGCCACCAAACAGAACCCCACUAUUUACACAUCAAUGCCUGAGUCCCUCGACGUUACAAGGAUGCAGUUGGAAUCAACAUCCUCGGUGACCUCUAGACUGAGGGAGACCAGCACGUCUACAGGGACAAGCACUGACCUGUACAAAGCUAUCUCUG